AUGGAGGACCGCCGUCAGUCCAUCAGGCAAAGCGGCAUUCCACGAUCAUCUCGCCUCCCAACUCUUCGAACGUCACAAAGUUUCUCGUCCCUUCGACCUUCACCCUCGACCGAGCAGCCAAACCGCAGCAAUGGCACUAUACACAACCCCAAGCUUCGAUCAACCCCGUCACAUGAUCGCUUAGGAAGCUUGGGAAACACAACAUCUGUCUUGGCUGGAAAUCGCAAACCAGAGACGCCUUCACGCGUCUUUCGGCUCCAAGGCAAACCGCUCCCACCGCCCCCGAGAAGCUUCGUCGGCCCUCGAUCCUCGAGCAUAACUCGAAUUCCUGCCUCAAGCACCUCACCUGUUGCUUCCGAGGCGUCACAAUUCUCUGCGUCGACCGCAACACCCUCUCCGCCAGCUGAGCAGCCUCUCUUUAAAAGGAGAACGACUCUGACCAGGCGACCUUCAGAUGUUGCCAAAGAGAGCUUCACAACCCCAAGCAGGGACUCGUCUUCCUUGGAACCCUGGGCAUCUUCAGUGCCGAUGGACCUGCCCUCAAUGCCAGCCAAUUUUACCAUUGACGAGGAAGAGUCGACGACCGAAACGAUAAAGCCGAAGACGCCCCGCUCAAGACCAUCCUUGUCAGAGAGGACAAUUGAGACGCUCUCUCAAAUACCUUCUUCACCUGCAAACAGGGGAAGAAGACCUUCGGCUUUCUUCGAACCUGGCUCUGCAACUCGCUCAGGUUCCAGACCUGCAUCACGCAGUUCACUCAGCUCGCGACCAGGUUCAAGCUACCGUAGUGAAGGUUUCAACCGACCGACCUCGAGAUCGAAAUCGCAAACAAGGCCCGGUUCGAGCCAUAGGAUAGAAGACACAGGCCCAGCUUCGUUCCGGGCCUCAACUAGUCACAUCAGUAACUACAAAACACAGCUUGCUCCCAUUAACGGUACACCGCCGACGCAAACAAAACCCCGGGUGGGAGUCAAAACUACGCGUGCGCCUGCGGCCAGGGUUGCAGGUCAAGGAGCUGCAAUGCGACCUCCCACCCUUGGCAAGAUACCUACACCCGCCUCCAGAACGCUUCCCAAAGCAUCCUUCAGCAAACCGCCGGCAAGUUCCAGGACCCCUAGUCCGGAGAAGCAGCAGGUCCAGUCGGAUGAAAACAAACCCAUGGCAAAGACAAUGCCACUGAGACCACCCAAGCAACGCCCCUCGCUCAACGGGCUGUUUAGAAAACCUCCAGCUCUCGCGCCGAACAACCAGACGGCUGGGGCUACUCCCCCGAAAGUCUCUCGCAAGACUUCGCUUGUUUCACACAGGUCAUCUACUACCUCGGGUGAUGACACGGUGCAGUCCGGGCCCUCGCCGACAUCCACUGCGACUUCGGUCGAUACGAGCGAGCCAGCACCCACGGCGACUUUUAGAAAGUCUUCUGCGGCCCUGAGGGAGCAAAUUGCAAAGGCAAAGGCAGCCAAGAAGGCUACCACACAGCUUGAAGUCGACCCAAAGAAAAUGCCCAGCGUAGGCAGACAUCCCAUCAGAUCACCACUGAUACCAACGGACACCUCCUUCGACUUUGGUCUGUCAGAUAAUCCGUUCAAUCAGCAGCAGGCAGACCCCGGGUCAAAGAACAAGGUCUUAGAAGGCCGGCUAGUGACUGCCCGGACUAGUGGAAGGCUCAACAUUGCAGCCCUUGGCCUUCGCGAGAUCCCUGCCCAAGUUCUCAAGAUGUACGACUCGGAAGCCAUGGGCAUUAACGAUGGAUCAUGGGCAGAGACCGUGGACCUCACCAGGUUCGUUGCGGCCGAUAACGAGCUGGAGAUGAUCGAUGACGCCGUGUUCCCUGAUAAGGAUCCGCAGGCUUUUGCCGACGACGAGGAUGGGCAAGGCAUGAUUUUUGGAGGCCUCGAAACUCUCGAUCUGCAUGGAAACAUGCUUAUCUCUCUGCCCAUCGGCCUGAGACGCUUGCAUUACCUGACAUCUUUGAAUCUGUCUUCGAACCGAAUCACGAAUGGCUCUUUCGAGGUCAUUUCCCAGAUUACGUCUCUCCGCGACCUCAAGCUUGGGGGCAAUCUCUUCUAUGGGCCGUUGGAUAACUCUUUCACGAGCCUUGUCAAUCUGGAAACCGUUGACUUGCAUGACAACAACAUCUCAGCCCUUCCAGCUGGGAUCGUAAACAUGCGCAAGCUUCGAAUUUUGAACCUUGGCGAGAACAAUUUCGAGACUUUGCCUCUCACGACUCUUGCGCAACUCCCACUUACUGAGCUGGUCGUUCGAAAGAACAAGCUGAGCGGCGUGCUUAUAGACGACGCAGAUGCGGUUUUUCAGACCUUGCAGAUCUUGGAUGUUUCCUCAAAUCAGCUUACUCACAUUUUGCCUCCUAGCUGCAGCUCAGCACUCGCCAUGCCUUCUCUCCACCAGAUGUGUGUAUCGAUGAACUGGCUCCAGGAGCUGCCCGGCCUUGGCAUGUGCGCCAACUUGCUCACCCUGAAUGCGGAUGAAAAUAGCAUUACUGAUGUUCCAAACGGAUUGACGGGCCUGACCAAACUAAGACAUGUGGAUUUUUCGAGCAACGACUUGCGCGUCAUCCCGCCGGAGAUAUCUCGCAUGGAUAAUCUGAACAUGCUCAGGCUCAGUGGCAACCCGCUUCGGGACAAGAAGUUCUGCUCCAUUACCACGGAGGAGUUGAAAGACAUUUUGGCUGCUCGCCUGGAUCCUGACCCGAUAUUGAAUGAACCUGAGGCCACGUUUAGCAAUCUCUUGCCCUCGGCAGUGUCAUCAAGCCCAAAAAUUCCAGCAACACGAUCAAGGAUGAACUCCAUCCCAAGACAUAUUGAAGACGGGGAUGAAGCAGGAUCUGAAAUCAGCGACAAGUUUGCGACGCCGCCGACUUCGGCUCCUCAAUCGCCAGCCGCGCGUUCACGGUCCCAUACCUUAUCCAGCGAACAAUGGACGGUAAGGCCUGGCGGCGUGCUGGACAGGUCGAACACUCAAUCGUCGGCCCUUCAUCCCGUGUCAUGCUCUCGUGUCGCCAACGAGCAAAGCGUCCGUGAGGUUCAGCUUCAUCACAACCUUUUCUCAAUGAUACCGGAGUCCCUUACUUUCUUUUCCCAGACCCUUGUAUCUUUGUCUCUUUCACAUAACAAGCUUAUGGGGGAGUCAUACAUGGGAGACAUGGCCGCCAGCGGUGGCGGGCUGAAGCUGGAGCUGCUUGCGCUCCGGGAACUAAAUCUGUCUUCAAACCACAUUACCAGCCUGGCUCCUUUAAUGUCGAACUUGAUCAGCCCGGGACUUCAGAAGCUAGACGUGAGCACCAACCGCAUUGCCGCUCUUCCGUCUGGGACUGGAUUGAGGGAUGUGUUUCCAGAGUUGUCAGUAUUGCUCAUUGCCAACAACCACUUGGCUGAUUUGGAGCCCGAAGCGAUAAAGGGCAUGCGGAUUGUUGACGCUUCCAAUAACGACAUCGCCCAUCUCAACCCCCGAAUUGGGCUCCUCGGUGGGAUUGAGAAUGGCGCUUUGGAGCGUCUGGAUGUUAUGGGCAACCGGUUUCGCGUUCCCAGAUAUAAUGUUCUUGAGCGCGGCACCGAGGCUACGCUGAGGUUCCUCCGCAGUCGCGUGCCUGUCGCCGAGAUGGCAGCGUGGAGAGAAGCAAGGGGUGCAGCUGUGAGCAGUGAGGACUGUGAUGCAUUCGAUGACAGCCUAAUCGAGUAA
Pyricularia pennisetigena is the source of this 3699-nucleotide messenger RNA. RefSeq lists its product as uncharacterized. Lineage: Eukaryota; Fungi; Ascomycota; Sordariomycetes; Magnaporthales; Pyriculariaceae. Gene Ontology annotation, molecular function: protein binding. The transcript has a single exon. The record is from RefSeq and is a predicted model, not a curated record. Bases 1 to 3699 code for a protein of 1232 amino acids.